AAUUCUCCACUCUACAUAGGACCACGCCAUCGAAAGUUAACUAAAUCUUAAGAAAAUUCGCAAUGUUUCGUGUGCACUGCAACAAGUGCUCGAAGAGACGCGAUAUCGAGCCGACCAUUCCAUUCCAAUUGACGCGAUGCCAUCACAUUAUCUGCGGCACCUGUCUCGCAGCCUAUGCUGCCGAAAAGAAGUGCCCAAUGUGCGGGCACCAACUGCAGACAAUCAACAUUAGUCGGGACAUGCCCAUCAGUGUGGCUAACUACUUUCAGGAUCCCACCAAAUUUCUCCAGCUCUACCGGAAGAUAAGCAAGUUCCAGAGCGAGCAAAGAGCAUUCGACAACCUUAAUUUCUUGCGCAGAGAAGAGCGAUAUAACGACUUGCAUCUGAAGCUGGACGGCUACACCAAAAUGGAGGCUCAGCUGAAUCAGCAAACAAAGGUGGAGAAGAAACGUAUCGCCGAACUACGCGAGUACAUUGCUUUUCACGAACGUCCGGGGGUGGACAGCUUAAACGGCAGCUUAAGUUCAAGCGAAUACAUAGCUGGCGGCGGCCGUAGCCGUAGCCGUCCCCGAACUCCCUCGGACCGCACUACGUCAGAGACCACGUUAUCGGAUGACUUGUUGGAGAGUUUCUGCUUGGACUCGGGAGUAGACUUUGAAACAAAGAAAUCAAAGCAUAAUCCAAUGUCCACAUCGAUGCAUCGUUCGUCCAGCCAUAGCCAUAACCAAGACUUUCAAAUGUAAUUUUUUAAAAGUAUAGUGUAUUCAUAGGUCGUUAGUUGGAACCAUUACAAAAUAUCAUCUCAUGUUCUGGAAAAUUUCUUAUGGGAUAAGAAAUAUACUCUUAAUAUACUGUGCAGGAACGCUGCGGGCGUAGUCGACCUGGCGUGACAUUCGAUUAGGAGCAAUAUUUAUGGUUCCAAGCCAAUUUUAGAAGCCUUUCUACCGAUAUCAGAUGCGGUACUUCACAAGGCCUACGCGUACUACUCUUUGUGACUCUCCAACGAGAUAGGUUUAUGGCGGGGGGGCGAAUGCGAGAUAGCUUUACUGCCCGAUUAAACAUCCAGCAACGUAAAUAAUAAUACGAGUAAUUCCGAAGUCCUAAUCAGAUAAUUGAGCGCUAAUUUUACAGUCCACAAUCUA
This is a messenger RNA of Drosophila subobscura, 1142 nucleotides long. It is a transcript of the gene nenya, whose product is annotated as RING finger protein nenya. Gene Ontology annotation, molecular function: SUMO transferase activity. Gene Ontology annotation, cellular component: synaptonemal complex. The record is from RefSeq and is a predicted model, not a curated record. The transcript has a single exon. Gene Ontology annotation, biological process: reciprocal meiotic recombination; protein sumoylation; homologous chromosome pairing at meiosis. Lineage: Eukaryota; Metazoa; Arthropoda; Insecta; Diptera; Drosophilidae. The coding region runs from base 63 to 743 and encodes 226 amino acids.